Molecule: messenger RNA, 1605 nt
Organism: Acanthoscelides obtectus
Lineage: Eukaryota; Metazoa; Arthropoda; Insecta; Coleoptera; Chrysomelidae
Source: the annotation of a GenBank genome assembly
AUGUACAGUAACGUGCAUCGAAAAUAUGUUCUUGUAAUUGUAGCUAAAUUUCGGGAAAUUGGUACCCGCAAAUUGGAGACUGUGUGUGGUGUUAGUCGACGUAGUGACCAACGGAUUCUAAAUGCCCAUAGUUUUCAUCCGUAUAAAAUUCACCUGGUACAAGAACUUAAUGAUGACGAUUUUGAUCGGCGAUUACAAUUUUGUGAAGAUAUGAAUCAGAGGUUUCCAGAUCGAUGGAUUGGUAGAAGAGGUGCCAUUGAAUGGCCCCCAAGAUCGCCAGACUUAUCAACUUUGGAUUUCUUUAUGUGGGGUCAUGUAAAAAGCAAAAUCUUUGCUACUCAGCCAACAUCAUUAGAAGACCUGCGACAAAGAAUUGUGAAUGAGUGGAUUCAAGUUACUCCUCAAAUAUUGCAAAAUGUGCGGCAACAACAUUUUCGCGCCAUAAUUUAUUACAACUUUCAGAGACAAUCAUCGCAACAAGAAUUCCAAUUCAAACGUGGACGGGUGAGUAUUAGCGGCGAUCCCAGGGUGGGUGCACCAAAAACUGCAGUCACCCAGAAAAACGUCGAUGCUUUGCGCAAAGUCAUCAUUGAAGAUAGACAUGUGACAUAUCGCGAGAUUGAGACGUCCUUGACGAUCUCAAAGACCUCAAUUCAAAAAAAUUUACAUGAAGAAUUAGGACAGCCAGGGGUUAAUUGGUGUCAAAAAACGCUUGACCGUUUCAAUUCCGGAAACUCAAAAAAUGCGUACAGCAUUGUUAGUGGUGAUGAAUCGUGGAUUUACUGUUAUGAACCAGAAAAUAAACGACAGUCGGCUGUUUGGAUGUUCCAAGUCAUUAUAAAAGAGGAACUCAACCGAGAACAUUUUCGCGCCAUAAUUUAUUACAACUUUCAGAGACAAUUAUCGCAACAAGAAUGUCUGGCUGAGUUACUUCUUAGCGACGAUCCCAGGGUGGGUGCACCAAAAACCGCAGUCACCCAGGAAAACAUUGAGGCAUCCUUGAAGAUCACAAAGACCUCAAUUCAAAAAAAAUUACAUGAAGAAUUAGGAGUAAGAAAAUUAGUUUCUCAGCAGAAAGCAGCCAGGGUUAAUUGGUGUCAAAAAACCCCAACAAAAGUCAUCCGUUCUCGAAGUGUUUCGAAAAAGAUGGUCGCGACAUUUGUGUCAAAAGCGGAUCAUAUUGCAAACUUUCCUCUUAAUGAGCAAAGAGCUGUUACUGCGGAUUGGUAUACCACCAUUUGUUUGCCAAAAGUCAUCACCGAGCUUCGAAAAAUCAACCCCGAAAGAAGAAUCAUCCUCCACCAAGACAAAGCAAGCUCGCACACAGUCCAAAAAACAAGGCAGUAUUUAAUGGAAGAAAACGUGGAAUUAUUGGACCAUCCUCCAUAUGGUCCUGAUCUAAGUCCUAAAGAUUUCUUUAAUUUCCCGAAAAUUAAAAAUAGACUGCGUGGUCAAAGGUUCCAGUCACCAGAAGAAGCAGUUGACGUAUUAAAAAAUGCCGUUUUGGAUCUGCCAUCAAAUGAGUGGAAGAAGUGCUUCGAAAAUUGGUUCUACCGCAUGCAGAUAUGUAUUAAUCUUCGUGGAGAAUACUUCGAAAAACAAUAA